AACGGCGGUGGGAUAUAAUAAUUGUGGGAUGGUGGGAUCUGGUGGGAUCACGUAGAGCGUUCAUAAAUCAGUGUUUAUUUUUAGUGAGCGCACGUCCCGAAGAAUUCAAGAGUAUUUGUAAAUAUACGCUGUUCUUUGGCGUAUAAGAUUUAUUUAUUAUACAACAAUCGGUUCGACAACAGAAGGAUUCUUCUGUUCCACUAUUGUGAAAUGUCAAUGUAAUUUGUCCAAGUAAUAAUCGUAUUAACAAUAUAAGUAAGAGUCGUGUUGAAGAGAGCCGAAUAACUCCUAAAGGAAGAAGAUAAAUUUGUGUGUAGCAACAUAGCCACAGCUGAGCGAUUGCCUUCUGUCUUCUUUCUCUUAGAUAUAAUCGCGUCCCACGGUGCGCCUCGUUACGUUUAUAUAUCUUUUUUAUACAAUCAUCCCAAUAUGCACGUCGCAUGCAAAUGCCUAAACGUGUCAAUCAAGUCGAGGGGCAACGAACUGCAAAGGGUUAAAAUUGAAGAUUACGAACUGACCGCUACCGAACUCGCUGAUCCCUUCUUCCGAGAGAAUGUUGCGACUGUUGGAGAAUUGGAGGGUAUUACAAAGGAAUUACCUGGUUUGGUAGAAGUUCGAAAUAUUGGAGCCUGGGCUAUUCACCGAUGUAUCAAUUGUUUAAUGAAUACUCACGCAGUCCACAGAGAACGGGGUGCAGCACUAGUUUUGAUAAAUACGAAUGUCCUUAAAAGUGCUGAUGAAAUAGCUAGACUAACAGCGAGCCCUAGCUUCAGUUCUAUAUUUAGGAUAAUGAUUGACAAUAAUAACAUAGACACCGUAGAUUUUCUGCAACCACCUAAUAAGUUUUCAGUGUCGCAGCUUCCAAGUAAUCUACAAUCAGCUCUUGGCGGUUUGCAACAACAGCUCGAAACAGCUGUACAGAGGGAAGUUGCUGCAACUGAAGAGAGAGUUCGAGCUUUUUCUGCCGAACAGUAUCAACUUUUAGAGCAGUACAGAGAACGUGCCCAUACGGAGCAUAGGUUGCUUGUUGGCCUAAUUUGCAACCAAAAAGAAACAGAGAAACCUGCGACUAUGGAAAUAUCUCGUGCCACUUCUGACACUAUCCAACCAAAUAUAGCUCAACCAAUGUCUAAUGCAUUGAAUACUAGACCUCACACAGUGGCAAGUGAUACAAAAAUCAUCGGUGGACCUAACAUCAGACACCAGGCAGCUACAAAACACCCUGCCAACCUUCACCUAAGGAGUGGAAUUGACAAGAAAGCAUCGUUGAGACUGUAUUCCAAGGAACCCAGUAGUUACGACGCUGAGGCACUGUUUACAUUAGAAGGCAUGGAUGACUCAUUACCCUCAGAACAAGCUCAACAAUCUGAAGAAGAGUCUGACACUGAUGAUUCCGGCCAUGACGAAGGUAUUCAUAUUCCGCGAGGACAGAGAGGCGGCCAUCCAACCCUUGCUAAAUCCUUGCCAGUCAGUGUUCCUGUAUUUCCCUCCUUCACCCGCCAAAUUCAGCAUGAUCAAGGAGAUGAUCAGCUAUCGAGGGAUCCACACGAUCCGCAUAAUAUUCGUGCAUCAAUGAAGGCUCUGGCAAAGAGUGUUCAUGGAGAUACAGUCUUUGGUGAUUUGCCACGUCCACGAUUUUCUACUCAGAUCUAACCUGGUACUUGUACAAAGAUGUACUGUAUUCUAAUCACAAUUAUUGUUUAACCAUAAAAUUGUUGAAGAAUUUCAGCCACAACUGAAAAUGAGUCGAGAAAUUAAAGAUAAAAAGGUCGAGUGAAUAGUUUUGAGAUAUUUUCGCAUGUUUUGUAGUGAAUGACAAAUUUCGUUUUAUUCAAGAAUUUUGUUUUCUACAGAUUAGGUGUAUAAAUGAAGAAAAACAAAGUAGAGAUUAUUGUGCGUGUGUGUGUGUGUGGAUAUAUAUUCACUUAACAAAAAUAGUAAAAGAAAUACUCAAAAUUAAAUUAUAAAGCAGAAAAAUGUAUACACCUGUGUAUAUACUAUGUAUGUACGCAUGUAUAAAAAUUGAAGUUGUAUACUUACGUUUGGAGAAUAGGUAACAGGCCAUUGGAACUGAUUAAACUUUUAAGAAUGGCAUAUCGAAAAGUGAUUAGGACUGUCGAUUAAGUUUCCUAAACACGAUCAAGUCGCUUUCACUUAGAAUUCCAUACAUCUUGCAUAAAUAUACUUAUAAUCAUAGGUAGGUAUGAGUUGAGUACCAUACAUGACUUGUAGAUUAAUAAGGCAAUCUUGAACUGUUAAUUUUCCUUGUAAAGCCUUACGAGUUCGAAUUGAAGGUUUUUUUUUUGCCAUUCUUGUCCCUGCUUACCAAUUUGCAAAGUCGAUGCAGAGUCUAAUCAGCGUGUGCAUAUGCAUUGCAUGACAAAGCUUGCUUAUUCAGAUAAUGCCACGUGUGAUUUUCAUAUUUUUCUUAUUGUUCUAUUGUUAUCAUCAUAUUUCUAUUGUAAUUAAUUGUAAACAAGGUCAUACCUUUUCACGCGAUAUUUGAUAAAUGAUCAUACUCUAAGAGUAUACCUGCGGUGUUAAUAUGGCCUUGCAGAGAAUUCUAAUAUUACAUUGACUAAUUUCUUACACGUAAAUUGUUGUUAGUAACCAAGUGGAUACAUUAUCAAUACUAUCAUAAAUGCGAUCUGUAGUCUUGCACGGACGUGCAGCAGUUUAAAUGUAAAACUAUCUAUAUCAGUUCAGGAUUCUAUUCUGUACAUGUUUCAAUUACAUUUUUUGGAAUGAUACCAACAUGCAUACACGCGUACAUACAGAAAUAAGUACAGAUAUACUCACCCUUCCACUUAUGGAUUUAAUUUUUUAUCUAUUACAAUGACUGUGACUGGGGGCUGGCUCAUCCUGUAAUUUUAUCCUCUGUGACAAAAGUGACAAACUGCUAGAGUGAGUUUGGAUUUUUCAAUCCGAGAAUAAAGUUUCGAAAUACAUUGUUCUGGAAUAUAAUAUGACUGACACUUGGUUAUGAGAAUACCAAGGAUAAAAAGAGAGCUUGAAUGGUGUGCUGCAGUAAUCAUUAUAAAAUUGAAUACCGAUCGCAAUUUUGUGUAUAGACCCCAGAGAAUGUCAUUCAUUUUGUAAACUACUCAAUCAUGAAUGUUAUCAUUUCUCUUUUUCUACUCGACUCUAAGUUAUUGUUUUUCAGUGAUGUUCUCGAUAUUACUAAAUACAUUUUGUUUUCGGACACUUUCAAAUUUCUUUGUAUUACAAGUACUCGAUCUAGUUUUUCAAUAUAUAUAUAUAUAUAUCUUUUUAAAAUUAAAAAUCAAU
Molecule: messenger RNA, 3288 nt
Organism: Diprion similis
Lineage: Eukaryota; Metazoa; Arthropoda; Insecta; Hymenoptera; Diprionidae
Gene: PRAS40
Exons: 8
Coding region: 430-1653 (407 amino acids)
Biological process (GO): negative regulation of protein kinase activity; negative regulation of TOR signaling; neurotrophin TRK receptor signaling pathway
Cellular component (GO): cytoplasm
Source: RefSeq, a predicted model, not a curated record